AUGGAGGAAAACAUAAAGCCAGGACAAGACACUGUCAUCUGUCUGCCUGUGGAAUUCACCUGGCCAGUCUUCCAGGCAAGUUACUCCUACCAGAACUAUCAGACUUCUCAACCUCCUCAAGUUUCUCCUCAAAUACAAGAUUUUCAAAGGCUUAUCAACAUUUCCCCCCCAAAUUCUCAUACUAAUGUGUCCAAAUCCGACUUUCAGCUUUCAAAUGAAAAUAAUGACAAUAAUCAAAACAGAAUUGACCAGCCCCAACAAACUGUUUCAAAUUGUAGUCCCUUACAGUUCAGUUGCCCACAAAAAAUGGUGGAUGAAAUGUCAGUGAGUAGUACAAGCAGUUCUCAUCAGAUGAUGCCAGUAAGAGCAGCCCAGGCAGAAGAUAAAUCCUGCAAUAAAUGGAAAAUAAUUAGAAAACCACAAAUAGCAAAAAGAAUGCCAAUUCGAAAAGCACCACAGGUUGUUCCAGAUCCAGCACCUGAGAGGAAGAGAACAGCACCCAUUAACCCUGCAUACACAAUUCGAAAGUCACGGAUUGCUAAUACUGUCCAUCUGCGGUCAUAUAGGGACAGGAUAAUUCACUUAUUGGCAUUGAAGGACUACAAGAAAUCUGAGCUGCUUGUUAGACUGCAGAAAGAUGGCAUUAAAAAAAAUGACAAGAAUUCACUUGGAAAAAUUCUUUACCAGGUAGCUAACUUAAAUACCCAGAAUUUUUCAUAUUCCUUAAAGGAUUGCAUUUAUAGAGAGAUCCAGAGAGAUUGGCCUGGAUAUAAUGAACUAGACAGGCAAUCAUUGGACUUGAUAGUUUCCACAAAAAUAGGUUCAUUUCAGAAUGCUAUUGACACCCAUCACCCAGAAUCUUCUAUAGAUUCUAUUAUAGAUGGCAUAUCAUCUUCUCAAGAUAAGCUUUUAAAUUUGGAUGCUACUGAUUCUUUAAUGAAAAAAGGGACUAGAGUAUCUCACCCUACAAUUCCAGCACAGCCAAUCUUAAAUAGCUACUUGAUUAAUAACCAGAAAAAAUCUGCAGUUUGCUUACCACCCUCUGCAGCUCCUGCCAAACAGAGCUGCCCAGCAUUUUCUACAACCUACCUGCCCAUUUCAAAUCCUCCUCUGCCUGUAAAUUCUAACUGUGAUUCUUUUAGCACUACACAAAAAUGUGGGACUCAAGAUCCUUAUGUGGGCAGUGUCAGUCAAGACACUAUUAUCUUUCCAAGCCAACCUACAAAGUGUGCUUCUUUGGAAAACUUAGAUUCUAUUUCAAUUCAAAUAGAAUAUCCAAAACUUGGGGAGAAAAAAAAAUUAGUAUCAGAUAAGAAGUUUAAAUAUAAAGCAGAAAACCAAAACUGCAAUAUUGACAUGACAGAGAAACAGAAGACAGGUUCUAAAAACCAAGAUAAAGGUACAAAGUCAAACUCUAACGAAGCAUUUCAAAAAGAAAGUUCUACCUCUCAGAAUACCUGUUCAACAUCUGGACUUGAGGAUUAUUUGAUUAACUAUUACACUAUAGCUUCCCCAGAGCAACGUCGGCAUUAUGAACAGGAUUUUAGAGUAGAUUAUGAUGAGUAUCAGACAUUGUAUGCCAAGAUGCUGAAUUUAUCUAAAGUUUUUAUUAGCUUACAAUCGGAAAGGAAGCUGCUACCACCAAACUCAAAAGAAUAUCACAAUAUAAAUCAAAGAAUCUCACUAGAAUAUCAGAAGAUGAGACAGCUUAAUCCUAAUUUUCAUGCAGAAAAAUGUAGAUGUGUAUAUCUUUACAGCAAGCUGAUUCACAUUAAAAAAUUAAUAAAUGAUUUCGACCAGCAGCGAGUGAUAUCAAAGCACUAA
Molecule: messenger RNA, 1824 nt
Organism: Sciurus carolinensis (gray squirrel)
Lineage: Eukaryota; Metazoa; Chordata; Mammalia; Rodentia; Sciuridae
Product: RNA polymerase II elongation factor ELL2-like
Exons: 1
Coding region: 1-1824 (607 amino acids)
Biological process (GO): positive regulation of transcription elongation by RNA polymerase II; snRNA transcription by RNA polymerase II; transcription elongation by RNA polymerase II
Cellular component (GO): transcription elongation factor complex
Molecular function (GO): cis-regulatory region sequence-specific DNA binding
Source: RefSeq, a predicted model, not a curated record